This is a messenger RNA of Nilaparvata lugens (brown planthopper), 377 nucleotides long. RefSeq lists its product as uncharacterized. NCBI's taxonomy places the organism in Eukaryota, Metazoa, Arthropoda, Insecta, Hemiptera, Delphacidae. The transcript has a single exon. The annotation marks the transcript as partial. The record is from RefSeq and is a predicted model, not a curated record.
AUGUCAGCUCAUGAUUUGAUCUAUAUCAUCUAUAGUCUUGAACAUAACAUCAGAUAUACUUCAAAUAGUAAAGGCAGGAAUCUGAGGGAUAUUGAUCUGGACCGUUGCUUUGCUGAUGCUGUGGAAAAGCCUUGGCACGAUAUUGUGCAUUUGGAUGAUAUCGAUGAUAAGGUGAAUGCUUUCAACUCCAUGGUUUUGUCAAUUUUUGAUCAACAUGCACCGGAACGUGACUUCAAGGUCCAGCGUAGACCAUGCCCUUGGUUUAAUAGGGAGAUAUCUCUACUGAGGCGUGAGAGAGACAAAGCUAGGCGCGACCAUUCGAGGACCGGCUGCGGUGUAGACUUUGUAAGGUAUAAGACUUUGAGAAACCAGUUGAG